Gasterosteus aculeatus aculeatus (three-spined stickleback) is the source of this 5482-nucleotide messenger RNA. Its product is annotated as tensin-3. Gene Ontology annotation, cellular component: focal adhesion. The record is from RefSeq and is a predicted model, not a curated record. Gene Ontology annotation, molecular function: protein binding. NCBI's taxonomy places the organism in Eukaryota, Metazoa, Chordata, Actinopteri, Perciformes, Gasterosteidae.
GGGGGGAGCUGAGCAGAGCAACAGGAGCAGCAGUUCAGAAACCCGGCGAGGGCUUCAAACGUCAACGGAAGGACCGAGGGGAGCGAAUAGCAGCAGCGGGAAAUGCGCCUCCGAGCCCGCCGCACCACGCCCGCGUGACGGGCCGGGGACUGCUCUUCUCCCACCGACCAACGGGACAGAACCGGAAGAGUAACCGGGCCGCUCGGCCUCAAAGGAAGCCCCAACGUUCACCAUGGAGGAGGGAUACGAACUGGACCUGACGUACAUCACGGAGCGCAUCAUCGCCGUGUCCUUCCCCCGCGGGUGCACGGAGGAGAUCUACUCCCACAACCUAAAGGAUGUCACGCGAAUGCUCAAGUCCAAGCAUGCAGACAAUUACCUGAUUAUCAACCUGUCGGAGAAGAGACACGAUCUCACCAAGAUGAACCCGAAGACGCUGGAUACGGGCUGGCCGGACAUGCACGCUCCACCUCUGGAUAAGAUCUGCACCAUCUGUAAGGCCAUGGAGAGCUGGCUCAAUGCCGACCCCUUACACGUGGCCGUGAUCCACUGCAGGGGAGGCAAGGGUCGAAUCGGCGUGGUGAUUUCCUCCUUUGUGCAUUUCACCGACGUGUCAGCCAGUGCUGAUCAGGCGUUGGACCGCUUCGCCAUGAGGAAAUACUACGACGACAAGGUCUCCGCUCUGAUGACGCCGUCACAGAAACGGUACGUUUGGAUCCUCAACAGUCUCCUGAGUGGAUCCAUGAAGAUCAACGCCUCGCCCUUGUUCCUGCACUGCGUCAUCCUUCAUGGGAUCCCAAACUUCGACGCCACCGGAGUGUGUCGUCCGUACAUCAAGGUCUACCAGGGAAUGCAGACCGUGUAUUCAUCUGGGAUCUACCACAUCGGUCCGGCCCACAGAGGCCGCGUGUGCAUCACCCUGGAGCCUGCCCAGCUUCUGAAAGGAGACAUCAUGUUUAAAGGCUAUCACAAGAGUGCGGUGCCUUCUGAGCGGAAAGUGGUUUUCCGGGUGCAUUCCCACCGGGAGGCAGGGCAGGGCUACACCCUGAUGUUUGAAAAGAGGGCCCGGAGGCCCCCCACCAAAGAUCCCAGGUUUGCGGAUUACGGCAAAGUGGAGCUGGUGUUCUCCGAGGGACCAGAGAAGAUCCCAGGUGCUGUCAGGUGGCAAAACGGGGCAGAUGUUAUCGUGGACUACAACACCGCAGAUCCUCUCAUCCGCUGGGACUCCUACCAGAACAUCUGUGAUGGUGAAGCCCCGCCCUCUCUUGGCCUAACGCGGGACGCAGCGGCGAACAAGAGGAGCCCCGGCGGAGGAGAGGCGCCGCUGGGCCGAGGGGCCCGCACCGCCUCCGCCACCUCCAGCCCCGACCACAGCGACCACGCCCUCUCCGUCAGCAGUGACUCGGGUCUGUCCAGCACUUCUCUGUGGGCGGACCGACCGGCCCCCGGCCCCGCCCCCGCCCCGCCCACUAACACCACCAGCAACACGGUCAGGCCCAACCAGGGCCCCAGCCAGCAGGAGAAGGUCCAGCUGAAGCGCCUUUUGAGUGGCUUCGGUCUGGAGGAACCCCCAGCGGGGGAGAUGGAGGAUCAGGUGCCCCGACUGGUCCUCCAGCAGAUCGCCCCGGCGCGAGUCCACCUCAACGGAGAGCCCAGACCCCGGGAGAGGGAAACGGACAUCCUGGACGACGAGGUCAUCGCAGGUCACGACCUGCAGAGCGUGGACAGCUUGGGGACCUUGUCCUCCUCCUGCCACAAGAGCAGCCAGAACUCCCUGCUGUCGGAUGGCUUCGGGAGUCCCGGGGGAGAGGAGCAGCACCACCCCCAGCAGCACCACCUCCAGCACCACCCGGCGCCCCCACUCGCGGAGGACUACGAGAGGGCCUACGCCGAGGCCAGAAGGGGCUGCUUGGGCUCCAGGAGCAACUCUGUGGCCACGGCUAAUCCCGCCAGCGCCGCCGCCAAGCAGCACGUCUACAGGCAGGGCAGCUACUCCACGCAGUCGUGGGUGCGCCAGCAGCAGAUGGUCGCCGCGCAGCAGUUCCUCUACACGCCCGACGACGGGAACGACGCCGAGGGGUACCCGGGGAGCAAGCCGGCGAGCGCCUCGGCCAAAGCCGGCCUGCACGCCGAGCCGCAGGAGGGACAGGCGACGGCCGCCGUCGUCAACAACAACAACAACAACAACAAGCGCGACGAGGAGUUCAAAUCGCUGACCAUGGACAUCGACAACUCCAUCGACCAGCUCAACCAGCUGAUCAUGGACCUGGAUCCCACGUUCCUGCCGGUCUCCAGUGGCAGCGGCUCGCUGAAGAGGAGCGGCGCCAACGGCUCGCUGACCAACGGCAUCGAUCUGCGAUUCAGAGACAACAACGCAGCAACGGCCCUGAAAAACACACAGCAGACAGCUGUCUUCCGGGCCGGGGACGGACGGGUGGGCGCCGCGCGGACCCUGAGCUGCCAGAGGAGUGACGCCCCGGAUCAAGCGGGCUUCUGUAGCUCGGCGUGGGCCGGGGCCGAGGAGUACAGCGACCGGCGGACGUACGCUCAGCAACCCUGGUUGUACAGGACGGACAGUGCCGAGUACCGGGCCCAGGGCUCGGAGAUGGACAGCGGGGUCGAGGCUGGGAGUGACGUGACGCCGCCCACCCCGGCCUUCCCCAUCUCUCCGCCGACGCCGUACGUGAAAAGUAUGUCGGAAUUGACUCCGCUCAUGCAAACGCCGUCUGCCGGCACGCCGUUCUUUGGAGGCUACAGAACGGACCACGAAGCCCGAGGAUAUUCAGAGACGGUCGGUCACGCUUUACCAGACUGCCACAGGACACUUGGUGCCUCAAACUCGAGCCACCAGUGGACAGACAGUUCAUCGGCGAGCCAGUCCUGGCCAGAGCAUCCCGUCCUGUCCCGCCACUCGUCCCUGAGCAGCAGACAGCCGCCGCAGCACUCCAUGUCCCUGGACUACGGCCACCACUCUCCUCCCCCGCACCACCCGCACGUUCACCCGGCCCCCAACGGCCACAGCUCCCCGCGGGGCUGCGCGGCUCGCCACGCCCUCAGCCGCAGUCCGGCGCGGAGCUUCGACGAGCAGGACGGCUCGGCUCUCGGCUACGGCGCCGACGCUCCUUUGACCUUUGACGGGCGGAUGCAGCCGCCCCACACGCAGGCCCCGCUUCUGCCCGAGAAGAAGAGGGCGUCCGGCGGGGAGCACUCCCUGGGAACGGCGUCCCCGGCCCCCAGCGGCUUCUCCAGCCCCCACAGCGGGAGCUCCCUGAGCAUUCCCUUCCCCAGCGUGUUGCCGGACCUCUCGGCCCAGACACCGGGAACGGCCUCGCCUCUGCCGGACGUACUGGCUAUCAAGCAGCUCACGGUCAAGUUUGUGCAGGACACGUCAAAAUUCUGGUACAAGCCGGAAAUCUCCAGGGAUCAAGCCAUUUUGGUGCUGAAGGACAAGGAGCCCGGGUGCUUCAUCGUGCGGGACAGUCAUUCCUUCAGGGGGGCUUAUGGGCUGGCAAUGAAGGUGGCGACCCCCCCGCCCUCAGUUCUCCAACAAACCAAGAAAGGAGGCGACUUGGCCAAUGAGUUGGUGCGCCACUUCCUGAUCGAGUGUACACAGAAAGGAGUGCGACUGAAGGGCUGCCCCAACGAGCCCUAUUUCGGAAGCUUAACCGCGCUGGUCUGCCAGCAUUCAAUCACCCCCUUGGCCCUGCCCUGCAAACUUAUCAUACCUGACGGAGAUCCCCUUGAAGAUGUCGUGGAGAACACCUCACAGUUGAUCACCAACUCUGCGGCCGAGCUGCUAAAACAGGGCGCAGCCUGUAAUGUGUGGUACCUGGGCUCCAUGGAGAUGGAGUCGCUGACGGGCGUCCAGGCGGUGCAGAAAGCCGCCAGCAUGUCCCUGAGCUCCAACCCUCCACCGACCUCCACGGUGGUUCACUUCAAGGUGUCCUCGCAGGGAAUCACCCUCACGGACAACCAGAGGAAGUUGUUCUUCAGGAGGCAUUACAAUGUCAAUACAGUCAUAUUUUGUGCAUUGGACCCUCAGGAAAGAAAGUGGAAACGGGACGGCUGCCCUUCAGCAAAGAUCUUUGGCUUCGUGGCGAGGAAAACAGGCACCUCUACGGACAAUGUGUGUCACCUGUUUGCGGAGCACGACCCUGAGCAGCCGGCAAGCGCCAUCGUCAACUUUGUCUCCAAGGUGAUGAUCGGCUCGCAGAAGAACAAAUAGGUUUAAGUAGAAAAAAAAGUCACCGGUACAAAGGACACAAUGUAAGAAGUGAAGAUGGGGACGUUAACCCUGGAUAUUAACUGGAUAUUGGGUACAUAGUGAUCAUUUACCAGCACCAGAAUAUUUAAUUCUUUCAGUGGAAACAUGUAAAUAACUUCUCUGCUGUUUUGUUUCUUUCCUGUAAAAUGAACUGUAAAGUAGCAAAGUAAGAAAAAGACAAAACUAUAAUAUUGAAACCUGUCUUAAACCGCUAUGAAUCUUUUUUAACAUAUAUUAAGUACAUGACACAUAAGACAAAGGCUGCUUUUUUAUGGAUAUAUUAAGAAACCAUUGUUAACUUGUUCUAAUAUUUAACCAAAAGCAUUCUUUAAGCUAUUGACAUUCUGUAAAGUUGAAGCCAACGUAGAAGCACGUUGUGUCCACCAGGAGGCGACGCAGCCAAUGUGUCAUUUAGAUUAGGAACAGACUGCACUUCCUGCAGCAUUGUCCUCAUUUUAAAUGCAAAUGUUUAUUUUUUUAAACUACAGACUUUUGCACAUGCACAUUUGGUGUGUGUGUGACUAUUUGAACAAAACCCUAAUUAUAUAUAUAGAUAUAUAUAUAUAUAUAUAUAUAUAUAUAUAUACAUAUUAUUGAUUUGACAUGAGUUGGUUAAAAACAAGUCCUUUGCGUAGGAGACGGUGGCACUCCACUCAAAUUAAUUUUUUUCUCUCGGGCGGUAAUGGCCAUUAACAUCACUGCAGUAUCUAAAAGACAGAUUUUGUACAUUUCGUUAAUAAAAGAGCUUAAGCUGCUGUAUGGAGAGAAGAAAUACUGCUAUUCUGUUAGCAGUUUGUUCAAGAAAAAACACGCUCAGAGAUGUGCAUUGCACAGAUGAAUUUAGGAUUGAAAAUAUAUCUUGUUAAAUCUGUCAGUGACAUUUCAAAUACAACUUCCAUGGGACCAAGUUAGAACUCUGCUACGGUUGUUAGCAUUCCCCCACGUUGGCCGCUUGUUGCCGUUGUGUUUUCCAGGGGGGGCCGUACAAAUGUAUUCUUGAAAAUAUUUUUUUGCCAUUUUAUCUAAAGAGGGACUUACAACCACAAUACAGCUCUGUUGGUGUUCCUACAUUGAUUAUGUUAUCUAUUAUCUGUACCUCAUACGUAUCUCAUACAAUACUGUGCCUCUGUGUAUAAUAGGCCACAUGUGAACAGUUUAUUUGUAUAUUGACAGUGGGUUGUUUGUGUGUUCUGUAAAUAAACACAAUGAAACAUGUAA